AUGCUGUGUAGAUUAGUGGAAUGGAAACCAUUGAAAAUUGGCAACACGACCAUCACAUUGAUCACACAGACGACGUCAGCGCAUGGGAACGUUCUGUCUGACUGGGCAGUGAAGAACAAGGAUCGCGAAAUAAAGCUACGACAUAUACAUUGCACUGUAUGGGACGAUCAGUCUGCUCCACCCAGUUUAGCGCCGAUCAUAGAAAUUCUGAACGAGAUGUUGAAAAAUCCGACUGGUCAUCCUGUUGUUGUUCACUGCUCAGCAGGUAUUGGCCGAACAUGCACUUUACUUGGAAUUGUGCUGUUAUUGGAGAGAAUCCGGAAGGGCAAAGAUGCAACGGGUGUGUCCGUCAUGAGAUGGCUUCGUAAUCAACGUCAUGGCGCAAUCCAGAAGGGUAUACAGUUCGUGUUUCUGCACCGUGUCACCAUUGAAGUACUGUGCCAGGAAGGAGUAAAGAAGGCGAGUGAUGAGAAAGUGACAAAAUUUGAUGCAGAGUAUCAAAAAUUACUGUCGAAACAACGGCGAUUCUUGAUGUCGGCUAUGAAACAAAAGCUUCAACAAGCAUUACCCGUAAAACCAAGCCCUGUGAAAACUGUGUCAGAGAUGGAAGUGUUGCAAACACAAAUGGAUGAUGACGAAGAUCGAAAAACCAUAGGAACAGCUGAGGAGGCCGCAAAACCGUUAGAAGAACAAUAUUCGAAAAGUACUUUGGAAUCGGUGCACGAUAAAGAAGAUCUACCAGAAUCUGAUUAUGCGGAAUUUCUAUAG
This is a messenger RNA of Ostertagia ostertagi, 768 nucleotides long. The record is from the annotation of a GenBank genome assembly. NCBI's taxonomy places the organism in Eukaryota, Metazoa, Nematoda, Chromadorea, Rhabditida, Trichostrongylidae.